Penicillium samsonianum is the source of this 1650-nucleotide messenger RNA. Its product is annotated as CoA-transferase family III. The transcript has 3 exons. Lineage: Eukaryota; Fungi; Ascomycota; Eurotiomycetes; Eurotiales; Aspergillaceae. The coding region runs from base 1 to 1650 and encodes 549 amino acids. Gene Ontology annotation, molecular function: catalytic activity. The record is from RefSeq and is a predicted model, not a curated record.
AUGAAAGGCCUGCCUGCAGAGAUUCACAACGCCGCAGCUGCCAUCAAAUUUGUUGGGUCAGAUGAUCCCAGCAUUGCGAUUAACUGGAGAUUUGCAGAGAGCAUUGCGAGUUUGAAAGCAUUUGAGGGGGCAAUGCUAAGUGUUCUCUUACAACGAAAAUAUGGGGUCAAGGCGCCGGAGAUUGUGGUUGAUACUGACCAUAGUCAGCUCUUUGUCAUGUCCGCGAUGAUCUGGACGCUUGAUCCAGAGGGUGAACCCAUCGAAUCCUCCUUCACGCUCGCUCGCGACGGUGGACGCUUCCUGGACUAUUUCCCUACUUGGGACACAAACAAGGCACAGGCCAACCUGUAUCGAUCCCUCUGCACUAAUGUGUAUAAGACGAAGGAUGACCGUUACUUCCAUUUGCACGGAAGUAUGAACCCAGAGCCAACCCUCACGAGCGUAGGUCUUCCGCCUUGGAUGCCGGAGCUUGACAAUAGUCCCCGUGAGGAUAUUGUCAAGUUUUAUCAGAAUCGUGUGAAAGAAUUCGAUUCCGCCGACCUCGAGGAUCUCGCAUCAGAGGUUCAUCGCCAAGCUGGAACCAUCUGUUGGACCUCCGAGGAGUAUUUUGCCAGCAAACACGGGCAGGCAAAUGGGAAAGUUGGGCUGUACGAGAUUCAUCACCACGCCAAUCCGAAGCAACAACCUAGCUGGUGGCCGCCUUCCCAAGAUACCAGUGCUACCAGACCUUUGGCAGGACUGAAAGUCGUUGACUUAACUCGAGUCAUCGCCGGUCCAGCCAUAAGUCGAGGUCUAGCCGAGAUGGGUGCCAGCGUUAUGAGAGUUGUUGCUCCCCACUUAUGCGACUUUUCCUUUGUGCACUGUGAUAUGAAUUGGGGAAAGUGGAACAGCUUUCUGGACCUGCGACUGGCGCAAGGCCAAGAUAGUCUGAGAGCUUUGAUCAAGGAUGCCGAUGUUGUUGUAACAGGCUAUCGCCCGGGCGUACUUGAUAAGUAUGGAUUUUCGGAAAAGGACAUUCUGAGAAUCGGCAGCGACCGCGGUCGUGGCAUCAUCUAUGCUCGCGAGAAUUGCUAUGGCUGGUACGGCCCAUGGGCGAAGCGCAGUGGGUGGCAGCAAAUCAGUGAUGCAAACUGCGGCGUCGCGAUGGAAUAUGGCCGCGGGAUGGGUCUUGAUGAGCCGGUCAUACCCGUUUUCCCCAAUUCGGAUUACUGCACGGGUGUCUGUGGCACUGCUGGAGUCCUGGAUGCUCUUCUGCGACGCGCCACUGACGGUGGAUCUUAUACCGUUGAUAUCGCCCUCAAUUACUACUCUCAAUGGCUAGUUCGCUCUGUCGGAACCUAUUCUGAAAAGGUCUGGCAGAAGCUUUGGUCGGACAAUGGCCGUCCUGUUUUCCGUCACUACCACACCAUGUUUGAUACGAUCCCAGCGCACGUGGAAUUGCUGAAGAAUAACAGUGGCGACCGCGUCUUUCACCCGCGUAACUUCCACGACCUCCACAGUCCUCAAUUGGGCAUUUCCGUCAGGGUUCCCAAACCUGUGCUCCAAUUCCCUAAGGGCACGGUGCAGCUAAAAUAUAAUGUGGGAACCCGGACUAAUGGUGUUGAUCAACCCAAGUGGCCGGAGGAUCUCAUGAUGGAAGUCGUGGUCUAA